AGCACCUCGCCGGUCGAGGGGUCGCAGCAUCGGGCACCCACCUCAGGGGUCGGGCCCCUGCGGGCACCGCCGGGAGCCAGGCCUCUCCCCUGCGGCCUGAGCCGUUGAGGGACCGGGGCCGCUCCCGAGGUGCCCGAGGCGCUGUGGGGUCCGCGGUCCCGGCCCCGCGCCCGGGAGUCGGCCACGUUGUUCCGGGGGAAUCCGCGGAGACUGCGGGCCGGCGUUCGCGCGGCUCUGCGCCCCGGGCCGCGACGCUUCUGUCCCGAGUUGUGCCAAAUAGACGCGCGCCCUGGUUUCUGUCGACCCCUCCCUGACCCCCCCACCCCAAACAGACAGACAGACUGACACCCCCUGGGGUCUGAAGUGGUUAUAAAUUUUGAACAUGAGUGACCAGAUCAAAUUCAUUGUGGAUAAUCUUAAUAAGGAGCCAUUUAGGAAGAACUAUAACUUAAUCACGUUUGAUUCUCUGGAGCCUAUGCAAUUAUUACAAGUUCUCAAUGAUGUUCUGGCUGAGAUUGACCCAAAGCAAGUCGCUGAUGUCAGAGAGGAGAUGCCAGAGCAAACAGCCAAGAGGAUGUUGAGCCUUCUUGGUAUCCUUAAAUAUAAACCUCCAGGAAAUGCCACAGACAUGAGUACUUUUCGUCAGGGUCUGGUGAUUGGAAGUAAACCAGUAAUUUACCCAGUCCUUCACUGGCUUCUUCAGAGGAGUAGUGAACUGAAGAAACGAGCAUAUUUAGCUCGAUUUUUAAUAAAACUUGAGGUGCCAAGUGAGUUUCUUCAGGAUGAAACUGUGGCUGAUACCAAUAAACAGUAUGAAGAGUUGAUGGAAGCUUUUAAAACUUUGCAUAAAGAAUGUGAACAGCUUAAGACAUCUGGAUUUUCUACAGCAGAAAUAAGAAGGGAUAUCAGUGCGAUGGAGGAAGAGAAAGAUCAACUUAUUAAGCGAGUUGAGCGGUUGAAGAAAAGGGUGGAGCCAGUUCAGAAUCAUCAACAGAUGCUUAAAAUAGCAAGGCAGCUUAGAGUUGAAAAGGAGAGAGAAGAAUUUCUCAUACAACAGAAGCAGGAACAAAAGAAUCAGCUAUUUCAUGCAGUUCAAAGACUGCAAAGAGUUCAAAAUCAGUUGAAAAAUAUGCGCCAUGCAGCAGCAGAUGCAAAGCCUGAAAGUUUACUGAAGAGGCUAGAGGAGGAGAUAAAGUUUAAUUCAUAUAUGGUAACUGAAAAAUUUCCCAAAGAAUUAGAGAACAAGAAAAAAGAACUGCAUUUUUUACAGAAAGUGGUUUCAGAACCAGCUAUGGGUCACUCUGAUCUUCUCGAACUCGAAUCUAAAAUUAAUGAAAUAGGCACAGAGAUCAACCAACUGAUAGAAAAGAAAAUGAUGAGAAAUGAGCCAUUUGAGGGCAAACUGUCCUUAUAUAGGCAACAGGCGUCCAUCAUUUCUCGUAAAAAAGAAGCCAAAGCUGAAGAACUCCAGGAAGCAAAAGAAAAGUUGGCUCGUCUAGAGAAAGAGCUGUCAAUGAAGACAAAUCAGACCCGUGAAUCUGGUGGCACUGAAGUUUUAAAGGCAGAUGAGUUCAAACGGUUUGUCAAUAAACUUCGAGGCAAGAGUACAGUUUUCAAAAAGAAUCAUCAACUAAUAGCUGGACUUAAAGCUGAAUUUGGUGUCUUGCAGAGGACGGAGGAACUUCUUAAGCAACGUCACGAACAUAUUCAGCAUCAACUGCAAACUGCUGAAGAGAAAAAGGGUGUAUCUGGAUAUAGUUACACUCAAGAAGAACUAGAAAGAGUAUCCACUCUGAAGAGUGAAGUUGAUGAAAUGAAAGGACGAACACUGGAUGACAUGUCUGAAAUGGUAAAAAAACUAAAUUCUCUGGUAUCUGAGAAGAAGUCAGCUUUAGCUCCAAUUCUAAAAGAACUAAGAGAAUUGCGUCAGAAAUGCCAAGAACUAACCCAAGAGUAUGACGAAAAGAAAUCUCAGUAUGAUAGCUGUGCAGCAGGACUUGAAAGCAAUCGGUCCAAAUUAGAACAGGAAGUUAGAAGACUCCGUGAAGAAUGUAAUCAAGAAGAAAGUAAAUACCAUUAUACAAACUGUAUGAUUAAGAACCUAGAAAUACAACUCUGUCGUGCAACUGAUGAAAUGAAGGCAUAUGUCUCUUCUGAUCAACAGGAAAAGAGAAAAGCAAUUAGAGAGCAGUAUACCAAAAAUAUUGCUGAACAGGAGAACCUUGGAAAGGAGCUCCGAGAAAAACAAAAGGCUGUACGAGAAAGUCAUGGUCCAAAUAUGAAACAAGUGAAAAUGUGGCGUGAUUUUGAACAGCUCAUGGAAUGUAAGAAACAAUGCUUUCUGAAACAACAAAACCAAACUUCCAUUGGCCAGAGGAAUCUUUUAGCAACUAGUAUCUCUUGUUUUGAAGAAACGUUUAUCUGAAGUUCAGCAAUUCCUACAGUUUCACUUCAAUUUUUCUUGUGUAAAAUCCAAGAUAAUUUAAUAUUUUGAAUAGCAUAUUCUAUUUGUAAAUUUAAAGACAAAUAAAACUCAUUACACAUGCCA
Messenger RNA from Erinaceus europaeus (western European hedgehog), 2548 nucleotides. It is a transcript of the gene IFT81, whose product is annotated as intraflagellar transport 81. Gene Ontology annotation, cellular component: intraciliary transport particle B; centrosome; cilium. Gene Ontology annotation, molecular function: tubulin binding. The record is from RefSeq and is a predicted model, not a curated record. The transcript is spliced from 20 exons. The coding region runs from base 383 to 2425 and encodes 680 amino acids. NCBI's taxonomy places the organism in Eukaryota, Metazoa, Chordata, Mammalia, Eulipotyphla, Erinaceidae. Gene Ontology annotation, biological process: intraciliary transport; cilium assembly.